AUGUUUUGCUUCCUUCCUUCAUACCCCAGUUUUUGUUGCCUUCCUUCAUUUCUCAACGUCAUUUUCUUCCUUCAUUUCUCAACAUGCCGUUUCCUUCCUUCAUUUCUCCACCUGCCAUUUCCUUCCUUCAUGUUGCCAUAUUUCGUUUCCUUUCUUCACGUCUCCACAUUUUGUUUCCUUCCUUCAUUUCGCCACAUUUCAUUUCCUUCCUUUUUUGUUUCCACAUGUUUCGUUUCCUUCAUUUCCUUCUGUCUGUCUCCCUUUCUUCCCCACACAUACUUCCACUUGUCUCCCCUUCACUCAUUCUGUUUGUCUCUGCCUCUGUACCCCCACCUGUGCCAUCCAUUUGUCUCCUACCUUUCUCCCCUCUGCCCACCUUUUAUUUCCUCAACUCUCUCCAUAAUAACGAUAAAACUGUAUCUGGGAUGUGUGGAAGUGAAAGAAUCAAUGAGAACAUUGGAUUUUGAAACAAGGACAAAUUUAGCAAGAGAAGCAAUCAAUCGGGUUACUGAGGCAGCUGGUUUAAAAUGUGCUGACAAAAAAAAGAAAUGCGACAAAAAAAUACUCCGCAUCCUUGGAACAUACCCAAAUAUGCGGUUUGCAGGUUCAAACAUUACACUAACAAUUACAACAGAUGCUCUCAAUCUUGUGAUCAUGGAAACUGGACAGACGAUAGCCCACCAUGACAUGGCAGCAGUUUCGUUUGCAUCUGGAGGAGACGUGGAAACACUUGAUUUUGUUGCUUAUGUGGCUAAAGAUUGUGUAAAUGGCCGUGCUUGUUAUGUGCUGGAAUGUGGCGGUGGCCUUGCAGAAAAUGUCAUUACCACAAUUGGCCAAGCAUUUGAGCUGAGAUUUAAGGAAUAUUUACGCAAACAGCCAAAACCAGUUACUGUACCAGAACGAGACAUGCAGUUCAACGCAUUCCUCUUUGAUGCCAUUGCUUCCUCCUCCAAUCCAACCACACCCACCACUCCUACGAAACCUCACUCAGACUUCCUUGGCGGUAACAGCCCAAAGAUGUGCAGAUUACCAGCUCGAAUGGAAAAGACACCUCCAAGAGAUCAGCUUGGAACGACAGAUUCACAGUUUAAUGGAGAAGCAUGGGAAGAUGAAGUGGAUUAUUACAAUGAUCGUCCUGGGGCAUUUGCACCUUCUCCAGUGCCUCCAGAGAUACCACCACUUCCAAAUUAUUCUGCUCCAAGCAAUCACACAUCCACAGUUCCAGAGGGAUUAUAUUCAACUGUAAAUAAAAAUCGGAAUAAUGAUUACAAUAACAGCACUGAGGGCCUAUUGGUUGAUCUGUCUGAUCCAACAGGCCAGGACCUGUACGAUAGACCCAAAUCGCUUGCUGCAUUUGCAAACAUGAAUUCCAUCCCGCUUUUUGGAACUGCUGAUGAUAUUUUAGAAGCUAACCCUGCAGAGCAAGCCCCAGACUUUGUUGAGACUCCACCAGAAGCCGGUUGGACUAAUGGAGCACUUGACCCCUUUGACAUGCAACCUUUUGAGACUUGUCUUCUGAAUGAGUCUGUGACUCAGCCUCCACCCCCUGCCCCAGCCCCUGAAGAAAGCUUGCAGGCAACAACGGUCAACUCUGGUGAGACACCUGCUGUGUUAGCUCCAGUCUAUGAGGAAUGGUAUCAUGGACCCCUCAGUCGAAAAGAUUCUGAAAUGUUGCUUGAACAAGAAGGAGACUUCUUAGUAAGGGAGAGCACCACAACACAAGGCCAGUAUGUUCUUAGUGGUCGGCAUACUGGGGGUGUGAAGCAUUUGUUACUUAUCGAUCCAGAAGGCGUGGUUCGAACAAAGGAUUGUAAAUUUGAAAAGGACAUUCCCCUACUAUUUCUGUUUGAUUGGUCACACAUUUUUUUUUCCUUUUUAACUCCCUGUCCUUUUCUUCUCAUUUUCUCCUCUUCUUUAUCAUUAUAUUGUUAUCUAUCUUUAUUUUCUCUGAUUUUCUUCAUCCUUUAUCACUCUCAAAUUUUCUUUUUUCUUAUUCUUAUCCUUUUUUUAUUUUCUCAGUGCUUCUCAUCUUUUUCUCUCUCUUUCUCUGAUCUGUUAUAUUUACUGAGAUCAUCAAAAAAUCAAAUUUAA
Acanthosepion pharaonis is the source of this 2091-nucleotide messenger RNA. Lineage: Eukaryota; Metazoa; Mollusca; Cephalopoda; Sepiida; Sepiidae. The record is from the annotation of a GenBank genome assembly.